AUGGCUCCUUCGUGCUUUCCACUUCGUUGGGAGAGCACAGGGGAACAAUGGUGGUAUGCAUCACCUAUUGACUGGGCCUCUGCAAAUGGGUACUACGAUCUGGUGGUGGAGCUUCUUCACCUUGACACCAAUCUACUAAUUAAGCUAACUUCCCUUCGAAGAAUUCGGCGCCUCGAAACCGUGUGGGAUGACGUGGCACAGUUCGGAGAGGUCGCGAAAUGUCGGUCGCAGGUUGCAAGGAAUCUGAUGAUGGAGUGCGAGACAGGACCAGGACACAACUCUCUCAUUCGAGCUGGCUAUGGUGGGUGGCUUCUCUACACUGCUGCUUCAGCUGGUGACGUGGAUUUUGUGCGAGAAUUGUUGGGGAGAUACCCUUCAUUGGUGUUUGGAGAAGGGGAGUAUGGAGUUACUGAUAUACUUUAUGCUGCUGCAAGGAGCCAUAGUUGUGAGGUGUUUAAGGUUUUGCUUGAUUCUGCUUUGUCUCCGAGAGAGUGCGAGAGUGGUGGAGCACAAGUAGAAGAGGUUUUCAAGAGGGAUAUGGUGAAUAGGGCCAUUCAUGCUGCUGCUAGAGGAGGGAACUGGGAGAUGCUGAAGCAGCUUGUUGGAAGUGCUUCUGGCGUUUUGGGCUAUAGAGAUGCUCAAGGAUUCACUGUUUUGCAUACAGCUGCUGGCAGAGGUCAGGUUCAGGUGGUGAGAAAUCUACUUGCAUCAGUUGAUAUAAUAAACUUGACAGAUGCUCAAGGGAACACGGCACUACAUGUAGCUUCUUACAGGGGUCACUUACCCGUGGUAGAUAUUCUGGUUCUUGCAUCUCCUUCGGUAGCACUGUUGACAAAUCACUAUGGAGAUACUUUUCUUCAUAUGGCAGUGGCUGGUUUCAGAAGUCCUGGUUUCAGUAGACUGGACAAGCACACUGAGCUCAUGAAGCAAUUGGUAAGUGGAAAGAUUGUGAACAUGCAGAACAUAAUCAAUGUCAAGAACAAUGAUGGAAGAACAGCUCUUCAUGUGUCUCUGAUUGACAAUAUUCAAUUUGAGCUUGUGGAAAUGUUGAUGUCUGUGCCGUCAAUUGAUUUGAACAUUUGUGAUGCUGAAGGGAUGACCCCUUUGGAUAUUUUGAAGCAAAGACCAAAAUCAGCAUCUUCUGAUAUUUUAAUCAAACGUAUGAUUUCGGCUGGAGGGAUCUCUAAUUGUAAAGAUGCUAUGACAGGAAAUACCCUUUUCACUCAUCACAAAACUAAUGUCAUUGGAGGUAGUCCUGGGACUUCAUUUAGAAUACCAGAUGCAGAGAUAUUCUUGUACACUGGCAUUGAGAAUUCAUCAGAUGCAAACUAUGAUCAAGCAAGUGUGGAAUCAUAUUCAUGCUCAAAUGAACUAGGCAAUUUUGAUUCCGCCAAUUCCCCAUGUAACAAGAAGUCUAAUCCUGUCAAUCAUGCUACAAGCCGCUUAAAGUUUCUUCUCAGGUGGCCUAGGAGAAGAGAGACAAAAGCAGCUACCUCAGAAUUGGAAGAUGAUGAUUGUGUUGAUCCUUUGAGUUCAAGUACCAACUAUGAAGAAUUUCCAAUCUCAUUACGGGAAAGAUACUCACAAUCAUGCUCCCUUCCAAACAACAAAAGAACACAAUCUAUGAGAACUUCUCUUCCAAGUCCAUCCUCCAAGAUGAAAUUCACCACAGGCCUAAUGCAUGGUGUUAUUCAGCUAAAACCACAAUUUGCACAUUCAAGUCCUAGUCCUUUUCAAGAUUUAUCUGUGGCUUCUCUAUCUUCCAUAAAUAAACAAAAGGGUGUUGAUGUAAUGGGACCCUCUUGCUCCAAUAGAUCAAUAGAUGAUGGCACACUUCUAUUGAACUACAAACAGUGCUCCUUCAAUAAGAAAUUGAUGAAUCGGUAUUUUUCUUUUGGAGCACAAGGCUUGGCUGUUGAAGAUUCAAAUAGUUGCACAAAAUCAAAUGGGAGUUACAAGCGUUUCGGUUCUUUAGUUGCCUAA
This is a messenger RNA of Abrus precatorius (Indian licorice), 1983 nucleotides long. RefSeq names its product E3 ubiquitin-protein ligase MIB1-like. NCBI's taxonomy places the organism in Eukaryota, Viridiplantae, Streptophyta, Magnoliopsida, Fabales, Fabaceae. The transcript is spliced from 2 exons. The record is from RefSeq and is a predicted model, not a curated record. Gene Ontology annotation, biological process: protein localization to ciliary inversin compartment. Gene Ontology annotation, molecular function: protein binding. The coding region runs from base 1 to 1983 and encodes 660 amino acids. Gene Ontology annotation, cellular component: ciliary inversin compartment.